UUGUGAUGUCGGAAAAUAGAUUAUGUGAUACUGACAAAAAACAAUUGGAGCGUCUUUUGCGUUCAACUGCUGAAAAUUCUAUAACGUAUUAUUUUGUGUGGGAUGAGAUAAAUAGAAUUUCUGCACAAAAAUCAUGGUAAAAAAUUCAAUAUAUAUAAUAAACUAAAUUGUUAUUGAUAUUAUAAAUUAAUGUAAUUAAUUAUAAUUGUAUGAUUAAUAUGUAAAUUUUUUUAGCAAACUGUUUUCUAAUUUGACACGUGAAUAUAACUUUAAACUAAUUUUUUACUACCUGAAACAGUAUCGAUUUAUAUAUAAGCAAAUGAAAUUUAUGAAAAUGCCGAAGAUAAAAUUGCUUUUGGAAAAACAACUUACGAUCGUGGCGCAAUAUUUUCAGCCACAUGUCUCUUAUUCGGCUGUAAAAACGUGGUUAGAUGGAAUAGCGCAAACAGUACUAUCUCGUCUGAAAAAUAAAUAUCCAGCUCAUUCAAUUUGCUCUACGACUUUAGAACAAUUUUCUUUUUGGAGAGAUAACAAUAUUGAUGAUAAUUUCUGGAAUGAAAUAGAAUCUAGACAAAUUAUGUGGAUUCUCGAAAAAUAUAUAUUUUCCGAGUUAAAGAUCUAUAAAUGGCAUCAAUUAUUAAUAACAUCAGAUCUCAAAGCCGACUGUAUAAAAUAUAAUGCAGAGUGUUUUCGAAGACAUCUAUUGACUGUCACGUAUCACAUCGUAGCUAGAAGACUCGGCAUAUGUAGCAUUCUGGGAAUAAAAGAAACCGAUAUUGCAAUCACAUGGAAACCAAAAUAUCAUGACGGUGUAAUCAUUGGGUGGCAUCGUGAAUGUGAUAGAACGUUCCAGACCACAUUGGAACAGACUAAUAUGUGCCCAUAUUUACAAAAAUGCUAUGGACAUGAUCAUAAUCACGUCUGCACAUGUCAACAAUAUUCAGCCAAUGCCCAUCAACUGCACUAUAUCAUUCUCACUGAGAAUAAUAGUUGUAAAAUAUAUAUUUUUUUUUUAGAUCAACUAUCGAUACGUCCACCAAGAAAAAUCGAUAACAUAGAAAUUGGAAGAUAUUUCUCCAGUUUCGAAGGCGCUUAUUACGUACCGAAUGAAAGCUUAAGAAAACAUUAUCCAAAAGAUACCGCUGAAAUAGCCAAAAUACUUGCUCAACAAUAAUUUUUAUUAUCUUAAAAUGUACAACUUGUUGUAUACAGAGUGUCCUAAAAGUCCUGCAACGGUCAAACAUCUUGAAAAUAAAGCAUUUUUGAAAAAAUAUUUUAGAUAAAAGUUAUAGGAUUUUAAUUGGCGCAUUAAGUAGCAAUGUUAGUAUGACUUUAAUAGCAUUGUUAAGAUCACAUAAAAUUAAUUAAAAUUUUUAAAUGGAAAUCCUUAUUUUUCAUUGCAUAUUCUUAUAUCUUAAGGGCUUUUCAAUACUCUAUAAUAAAGUUCUGUUCUAUAAAGUAUUUUCUGAGUUAUGAGACUUGAAAGGUAUAAUACCGCCAGGAUUAGUAUUAGAAAGUAAUUUUGAUGUGAUCUUAACAAUGCUAUUUAAAGUCGCACUAACAUUGCUACUUAAAACUACUGCGCCACUUAAAACUGCAAUUUUUAUUUGAAACAUUUUUCUCAAAAAUGUUUUAUUUUUGAGAUAUUGAGAAUUAUUUUUGAUAACACUUUUCGCAAAAACAUAUUUAACUCUCAUUUAGGAACGAUA
Formica exsecta is the source of this 1709-nucleotide messenger RNA. RefSeq lists its product as uncharacterized. The record is from RefSeq and is a predicted model, not a curated record. The transcript is spliced from 4 exons. Lineage: Eukaryota; Metazoa; Arthropoda; Insecta; Hymenoptera; Formicidae. Bases 320 to 1174 code for a protein of 284 amino acids.